Molecule: messenger RNA, 1230 nt
Organism: Dermacentor silvarum
Lineage: Eukaryota; Metazoa; Arthropoda; Arachnida; Ixodida; Ixodidae
Product: 3-oxoacyl-[acyl-carrier-protein] reductase FabG
Exons: 9
Coding region: 139-951 (270 amino acids)
Molecular function (GO): oxidoreductase activity
Source: RefSeq, a predicted model, not a curated record
CAGCAGGAAAGGAGGACGCUGCCGGGUCCGGGGAGGCCCUUAAUUCCUGGCUGUUGUGGGCUUCAGUUUACGCCACAAGGUCGGGCUGUCCACUUCACUUCGUCCACGCAGUCGCUGUACUCUGAACUUGAACGUACAAUGCCUGAUCUGAAAGGAAAAGUUGCCAUCAUAACUGGCGCCUCGUCGGGUAUCGGCGAAGGGACGGCGCUCUACUUCGCUUCUCUCGGCUGCUCGCUUACGCUGACUGCACGGAACAAGCAGGCUCUCGAGAGAGUUGCCAAGGAGUGCUGCGCCAAGGGACUUCCCUGUGACAAGGUGAUUGUUGUACCUGGUGACAUAUCCGUGGAGAAGGACGUUGCUGCUGUGGUGGAGAAGACGGCAAAGCACUUUGGAAAAAUUGACAUUCUCGUGAACAAUGCUGGUAUUCCCAUGCCAGGUACAAUUGAAAGAACUACGACAGAAGACUACAACCGCGUCUGGGACACAAACUUUCGGGGCCCGCUCUGCAUGAUCAAGAACGCUCUUCCAUACUUGCGUAAAACCAAAGGCAGCAUCGUGAAUAUUUCAAGCGUUGCGUCGACGAUUGUGGUGAAAGAUAUGACACCUUACUGCAUGACCAAAGCAGCAAUGGACCACAUGACACGAUGUGCUGCUUUAGAGAAUGCUCCCUUUGGAGUACGUGUCAACACAAUCAACCCCGGUGUCAUCAAGACGACCUUGGCGUUGAAACCUGGAACCAAUGUUGACGAAUAUAUGGAGAUGCUGGAGAAAACUACCGGUGCCGCUCAUGCUCUGGGAAGAACUGGAACACCGGACGAGGUGGCGCGCUGCAUCGCCUUCCUGGCCUCAGACGAUGCCUCGUUUGUCACAGGAAUAUCGAUGCCCGUCGACGGUGGUCUGCUGCUGGUGUCCUCGCUGUCUCAUGGCACCCCAUGGGAGGAGAACAAGUAGAAUGCGUAGGGGACAGGCUCGACACUCUGUCGAUGCAUGGUAAAACUGUAGCGCACAAAAAGAAAGGAGGAAACAGCUUGUUUACAAACAGCGCUUGUUUGUAACACGUAUCAUUAGUUAUUUGUGGGCGCUGCAGCUUUACCCUGCACAAUUACUAACUGACCGACCCAUCAGUCACUCUGUCGAUGUCCAUGGGCGCAUAGGAUCAAGACAGCGUUGCUGUUUCUGCUGUCGGUGAUUUGAUGCAUAAAGGGUGGAAUAAAGACGCAUGCCUUGUGC